Molecule: messenger RNA, 1711 nt
Organism: Vicia villosa (hairy vetch)
Lineage: Eukaryota; Viridiplantae; Streptophyta; Magnoliopsida; Fabales; Fabaceae
Product: BTB/POZ and MATH domain-containing protein 2-like
Exons: 4
Coding region: 213-1457 (414 amino acids)
Biological process (GO): protein ubiquitination
Molecular function (GO): protein binding
Source: RefSeq, a predicted model, not a curated record
ACCAUUCAAUUUUCUUCUUCGAUUUUUAUCUUCUUUCUCCAAAUCCAAACCCUAGAAAUUUCAUCUUCCAUAAUCUCAAAUCUUACCCUAAAUUUUCUCUCCAAAAUCCCUCCUUUUUCAGAUUAAGAUCCUCACCCGAUCCAAUUCUCUACAGAUCGGGUUUCGAUUCUCGAUAAUUUCAUUGUUGCUGAUUCAGUUCUCGUGGCUCUCGUAUGGGUAAGAUUCUGAGAGAAACAUCGAGGCCUUCCUCAACUUCGUCACCGGGAACACCUUCUACCGGUCCGGCAACCACUUCGUCGACGUCGAUAACCGAAACGGUUAAAGGCUCGCACCGGUUCAAGAUAACGGGGUAUUCGUUAUCGAAGGGGAUUGGAGUUGGGAAGUACAUAGCGUCGGAUAUAUUCUCGGUGGGUGGGUACGAUUGGGCGAUCUAUUUCUACCCUGAUGGGAAGAGCGUGGAGGAUAAUGCUACGUAUGUGUCGCUUUUCAUCGCGCUUGCGAGUGAAGGGACUGAUGUUAGGGCGCUUUUUGAAUUGACACUUUUGGAUCAGAGUGGGAAAGAGAGGCAUAAGGUUCAUAGCCAUUUCGAGAGGACGUUGGAGAGUGGACCGUACACCUUGAAAUACCGAGGGAGCAUGUGGGGAUACAAAAGAUUUUUUAAGAGAACAUCACUAGAGAUAUCAGAUUACCUUAAAGAUGAUUGUCUUAGUGUUAAUUGUAGCGUUGGUGUUGUGAAGUCACACACGGAGGGCCCUAGAACAUUUUCUAUUGCAAUAUCGCCUUCUAAUAUUGGUCACCAGUUUGGGAAGCUACUAGAAAGUGGAAAAGGCAGUGAUGUGAGUUUUGAGGUGGAUGGUGAAACUUAUGCGGCUCAUAAAUUAGUACUAGCAGCUCGAUCAGCUGUUUUUAGAGCUCAGCUUUUUGGUCCUAUGAAAGAUCAAAAUACCCGGUGUAUUAAAGUUGAAGAUAUGGAAGCUCCGGUUUUCAAGGCAAUGCUUCAUUUUAUAUAUUGGGACUCAUUGCCUGACAUGCAUGAGCUUACUGGGAUUAACUCCAAAUGGGCAACUACCUUGAUGGCUCAGCAUCUGCUAGCAGCAGCUGAUCGAUAUGGCUUAGAUAGACUUAGGCUCAUGUGUGAAGCAAGUCUAUGUGAAGAUGUUGCAAUAAACACUGUAGCUACAACUUUAGCUUUGGCAGAGCAGCACCAUUGUUUCCAACUGAAAGCAGUCUGUCUGAAAUUCAUUGCAAGGCCUGAAAAUCUUAGAGCUGUGAUGCAAACUGAUGGUUUCGAGUACUUGAAGGAAAGUUGCCCAUCUGUUUUGACUGAGCUUUUGGAGUACGUGGCUAGAUUUACCGAGCAUUCGGAUUUUUUAUGCAAGCAUAGGAACGAAGCAAUACUCGAUGGCAGUGAUGUAAAUGGAAGGCGGGUGAAGCAAAGACUAUACUGUGAUAAAUGACCAGGUCAUCGAAGAACCCCGUUCCACUCACAUUAAAAAUUACAGUGAGCCAUGGACACAGGGAUAUGAUAAGCAUUUAUAGGAUUAGUGGCAAUUUUUAUUUGUCAUAGCUUACUCCAUGCCUAGAUGUAAAUGUAAUGUGUUUGGUGUUGUUUCAGGUUUGUCUACGUUAGGUUUCUCACUUUCUCUAACAUUGUGUUCACUGUUGUAGUAAAAGUCUUUGCCGAAAUGAAAAUUAUUGAUGACUCUGACCA